AGUGAAAGGACCUGCCUCGGAGCAUCCUUCCUCUUCGCUUUCUUCCUAAUCCUCACCCAAACACAGCGGGAUGACGGAGGCAUCGUGAGGAUGGCGGCUCUCCUCUCUGCGGUUUGCGGUAGCACGUCGUUGCGGGUGAUGUUAGCCGCUGUGCUAACGUAACAUCACGCUUUCCUCCACCAGCAGCGGCGGCGGCGGCAGCAGCGAGGAAGAGCAGACAUCACAGAGACCGAGGAGAACGCGGAGACCUGGACUGAGCCUUUAGCUUCUCCUGGGUUUCUCUUAUUUUCAUUUUUUUUUUUUUACUCCACCAAUGCAACAUUUUACGCCUUUGACACUUUAUCACGCCCCCCCCCCCCUCCACCACCACCUGAAUGCAACCAGCUCCAGGAAACACCAGAGUCCGCCUGACAACAUCAAGGUGCCUGAGACUUCCUGGUUUAAGACGAUGAGCGAAGAGACCAGGCUCUGACUGAUCUGAGGCCACAAGAAGGCGACGUCCUGACUGAACUGUCUGCAGGCCCACACAUAACAAACUGAUGAAUGUUUCUGAGCAGCAGUCAGACAUGUGCCAUCACUGGAAUCACCUAUUUCUUGGAAGUUUUGGAGCUAGCUAAUUCUUGGACUGUCUCUUAACACUGGGAUACCACAUGGCUGCAGCAGCAACAUGACACUGGGAUAGUGUCCAACGCAACAUAUGAUUCCAUGUCCUACUAAAUCUUGUCUGCAUUGGGGCCUUAUGUCUCAGAUCACUCUGCCAUGUUGUUAAUAAAAUAAUAAUAGUUCUGGGACCAACAAAGCUGAUGAAAACAUUUUAGUACUUGUCAUGCAUGGAACCUGGGUACACAUAGAACAAGCUGAUUUCUCAGACUCUAUCUUCCUGAUUGAGCCCAUGAUUCCUGCAGAAGUUGGGUAUCAACCAACCCGAUGUUCCUAACAGAGAUCUAACAGCAGCUCAUAUUGCCCACACAGUCGUUGCUAUGAGUGCAUAACCCCGCCGCGCCUGCAUUGUCGUGGCUGGCCGUCGCAGGACGGUCACCUUCCUCGGCCAUGCCCCGGCUGAUGUUGGGCCGGACUCUGGAGCGCAUCUGUAAAGGCGUCCUGCUGCUCUGCUUGCUCCACUUCCUCAUCAUGAUGAUCCUGUACUUCGACGUCUACACGCAGCGCUUCGACAUCUUCAGCCGCUUCAACAAUGGACGCAACGGAUCCAGGAAUAACAUCAGCGGAGCAGCAGGGAGUGGACAUCAUUAUUACUAUUACAACCUCUCCAGGCCGAAUGCAACGUUAGCCAGCUACCUGGCCACAGGCGAGCAGCUGAUGCCGAGCGCGCAGCCGGAGACCAAUCAGACGCCUUCGCCCAAGCCGCUGCCGCCGUGCCCCGAGAACCCACCCGGCCUCGUGGGCCGCUUGUUGAUCGAGUUCAGCUCCCAGAUGACGAUGGAGCGAGUGCAGAAAGAAAACCCCAACGUGACGGAGGGAGGCCGCUACACCCCUCCCGACUGUCGGCCUAGAUGGAAGGUGGCCAUCAUCAUCCCGUUCCGUCACAGAGAAAACCACCUGAAGUACUGGCUCCACUACCUCCACCCCAUCCUCAGACGGCAGAAAAUCGACUACGGCAUCUACAUCAUCAACCAGUUGGGUGAGGAAACUUUCAACCGUGCCAAACUGUUGAAUGUGGGCUACACGGAGACCCUGAAGGAGGCCGAGUACGACUGCUUCAUCUUCAGCGACGUGGACCUGAUCCCGAUGGACGACCGCAACCUCUACCACUGCUACGACCAGCCGAGGCACUUUGCCAUCGCCAUGGACAAGUUUGGCUUCAGGCUGCCGUACGCAGGCUACUUUGGAGGAGUUUCAGGCCUCAGUAAAAAACAGUUCCUGAAGAUCAAUGGCUUCCCCAACGAGUACUGGGGCUGGGGAGGGGAGGACGACGACAUUUACAACAGGAUCACUCUGAACGGGAUGAAGGUGUCCAGGCCAGACGUUCGCAUCGGCCGCUACAGAAUGAUUAAACACGAGAGAGACAAACACAACGAGCCCAACCCACAGAGAUUCAAUAAAAUCCAGAACACAAAGAACACGAUGAGGAAGGACGGCAUCAGCUCGCUGACCUACAGAGUGGUUCAGGUCAAGAAGUUUCCUCUCUACACAAACAUCUCCGUGGAGAUCGGCAAGGCACCGCCUCGGCCUAUCAAGGGCUAGAGAGAGAUAGAGAGAGACGAUGGGACGAGAGGAAGAUGAGGGGGUGAUGCAAUUUAACUGGAGGGGAAAAGGUGGAAAAAGGAGAGAUUAAAUGAGGGAGGUGAAGAGAACACACACUGUAUGUGGAAAGAAACUGGGGAGUUGGAGGGAAGCGUUGUCAGAAGCACAUCUCACUCUCUUGAUCUCUCCUCACCCUCUGUCUGUUUUUUGAGAUUUCAGCUUGUCGUGUCUGUUUCCAGGACUCGGGCUCUUCCCGAUGUGUUUUUUUUUUUUUCAAGCAGCCAGUGGCUUCACACCUCCUACAUUUACCAAUCAGUGACUUCAGAUUAGUGGACCAAAGUAUCGGUGGCAGACUGGAGGUUGGCAUCAAACUCAAUGUCUUUCUGUUCACAACCUUUGCAAACUGGAGGGCAUCCAAUGGCAUAUCUACAGAGGCUGCUGACAGGAGCUGUGGUUGGUUGAUUAAAAGAUGACACAGAAGUAUCGUGACGCUUUGGAAAGUUUUCAUGUCUUAUUCUGGAAAUGAUGGACAGCAUCCAGAGGGACUUCUUGGAAUAUAUUGAUUGAGGUGAUAUAAACCAAUGAUUGAAAAACAGGCCGUUAACAUGGAAACUAAAUCGGACCGAGAAAUUGAAGGAUACAAAAUGUGCUGCCUGCUGGUUGGGAAAUUUUAGGACAAAUAAACCUGGCUAAGAAUUCACUUCCUAAGCAUUAACAGUGACGGUCAGAGGAGCGAGGAUCGCCCCUGGAGGAAGCUGUAACAUUAACAUGACGUGACGACGUGCAGUGUUGGACAAUGGAACUGCAUCAUGACGGUUUGCAUAUCAGAGGUAUCGGCUGACGCUCACUGGACACAUGACAAUUUCAUAUUGACAUUUUUCAUCAGGGAGUGUCCUGUUUGGAUCUAAUAACUCACUCGAACCCUCCCCUAUCAAUUAUUGAAUGUGUAUUGUGCCUGCAUCUACAGCAGAAGACUCAGAACUGGAGCUGAUACAACGUGUUCGUCAUCGGCGACAGACACCAGAGAACUCUCUUUCUGUUCUCAUUGGGUUUUUUUUAUAUAUGAACUCAAACUUUGGAAACCGACUCUGACUUAUUGGAGGUUUUGCAACAAAAGUGAAAAUAUUGACGAUGCGGAAAGUUUUCACUUGGGUCUGAAGGCGACAUGGUGGAACUACCAUGGGAAGGCAUUGUGAAAUAAAAUGAAGGAACAGGGCAUAAAUAUAUAUAUAUUCUGACAGCUCAGUUAAGAUCUUAACCCCUGUAGCAACAUACUGGAGAUAUUUUCUGAUUUAUUUUGGUAAUUUCCGCAUUAAAAAAUAAAGUUUUUGUCUCUUCAAGAAGGAAUUCAUGCGAGGAACAUCAAUAGUCCAUAUUCACACGGUGGCCAUUUUUCUAUGAAGCUCAAAUGCUGUCAUGAACAGAAUAAUGUCGAUCCGCUGUGAUCCAGGUUUAUUAACACAGAGAAUCUGACAAACUGUUUUUAUUUCACUGCUUUCUAACUGAUCAGCAACUGAAAAGUCAAUAGAAAAACAUCUACAGGGACAUGGGACCAUGUUUCAAGGUUAAACUACAUAGUUGUUUGUUCAUUAGCCAUCAUUAGACAACAGCUUAUGUUAGCAUCCAACCACUUCCUGGCUAACAUCGCUGUAAAAUGGACGGGAAUCAAGCUCUAAGUGCUGAAUCCUCCAUCCAGUGUUAAAGUGCACGAAACAAACUUUGAAGUGUAUGAACAAUACAUAGAAAUAUGUUCCAGUAAGCAUAACGUGAAAUUACUGACUUCUCCAGAAUAUUUCUGAGGUCGGUGAAAAGACACAAAGACAGUUAACCUUACUUCCUGUUAAUUUUCCCACAGUCGUAAAUAAUUCUGGCCAUGACGUGCUUCGAUAUUUCAGAAUAGAAACGGCCUUCAUGGCAAGGAAAUAGUUGAAUGUUAACGUUAGCUGUUGUCGGAUAUUGUCCCGUAUCCCUCCAGUUUGAAAAUCUGUCAGAUUCUGUGUGUUUUAUAUGAUUUAUCAACCUGGAUCACAGCAAUACAACAUGAUUCUGUUGAUGAAUGCUUCGCACCCUGAGCAUGACGUCACAGGUAAAAGUCCGCCGUGUGGAUAUGGUCUAUAUUUGUUUAAGUACAGCUUUAACUCGGUCGUGAUGUACAUUUUUCCUAAACAUAUUUGGGUUUUAAUAUCAGAAAUGAGCUGUCAGGAUAUAGUCAUGACUCAUGUUCCACAGGAAAAAUCAUGGUGACUGUUGUAGCUUUUACACCGGCUCCACAGACACGAGAUUAACUGAGAUAUAAUCGACUUUUAUUUUUUAUUUUAGCCAGUGAUGUAACCUGGAAGUCAGAAUUUCUUUUAAUUAUUGCAAAUCAUUCGAACUCUAUCGCUACUAUUACUAUGCCAUUUUCUCUCUCUACUAUAUUUUUUCUUUUUAUCGUGAAGAGAAAAAAGAGAAUCAUAUCCGGACAGAGGAAAUUAUAAGGUCCUAGUCUUCCGCUGGUGGAAAUUGUGAAUUUUAAAGCAGUAAUUAUUAUCGUUUUACCCGUUUGACUGACGUCUCUAUUUCUACUUCAGAUUUUAUCGCCGUCAGUUCUUUAUUUUUAAUCCAUUUCAUCACGCUGUCAGAUUACAGACGCGAUGAGCUAAAUGAAUCAAACGUACACUUUUUCUACUGAAACGGUUUUCAUUUUAAUUCUGACAGAUGAACAAACGAAACGGAUUUCCUCCAUCAUCAUAUCGAAAGCCUUUGACUGUUUUAUACUUUGACGCGUUGCUCUUAUCCUUUUUGUUGUUUGUUUGUUUCUCCUCAUCUCUACUGUUGACGCCUGAACACCAAACUGAUGCCUUCGGAAAUGACACAAAAAGGCAUUGAAGGUCAUUAUUUUAGGGGUAAUACUGUAUCACUAAAGGACAAUGUGUAUAAAUGUGCAUUGUAAGACAGAUGAUACUGAUUUGAACACAUAUUUGUUGCAGCUUAAUACCUGUGAAAAAGACGCUUAUGUGUAAGGUACGAUUGGAUCUGUCUUCAGCAUUCACACAUGGAUCCACACUCUCUUCUCCUCUCUUUUCUCUGCAUCGUCUCCUCUUUCAUUGCGUUCUCUUUCUUCCUCUGCCAGUCCAGGCUCUGUGUGUCAACGGCACAGUGUUGUGCUUUGUGGUGAGUCCACUCCAGACUGUGCUGCGUCUCACAGGAGCUCUUCUUCCUCUUUUCAGUAGAUAUCGACAGGGCUCCUCUUUGUGUCUCUGAAUCAGUGCCACUUACUGUAUCUUCAUUUGAUCUAUACUCUCUCUCUCUCUGUACUUAUUCCCUUUUGUCUCUCCCCCUUUUAUCAUCGUCCUUUCCUCCACUUUCUUCCACUUUCUUCCACUCCUAAUUCACCCUCUUUUCUGUCUUUUCAUCCUUUUUUUGUCAGAGUGCAGUUUGCUCUCCUGGUGAGUUUCAGUGUCCUUGGUCGACAGACUACACAUGGAGAGGUCAAUGCAGUCCCUCCUCUUUGCUACUUACAGCUCACCCUGUGCAAUAUUCUUGUUUUAUUCAUCUCCUCAUAUCCUGCUUUAAAUCAUUGUUUGUGAUGAGGUUUGGUUUUAAUUUGGUUUCUAACCCGGUCGUAAGUUUUUUCUACUUUAUGUCCAAAUCGAUUUCUUCACGUUUUUACCUCUUAUUCACCUUUUAAUUUGAAAACCGUAUUAUCAGCACACAACAGACAGUCACAGCUAUGGCUUUGAUUUUAUUUUAAAGCGUUAAUGUGGCACUACAGCAAUUCAAGUUUUAAUUCCAUUUCCGAGUUUGAUGACUUGAUUGAAAAAACAAGAAAAAAGUCAAAUCUAUAUUCGAGCAGCAGCUUGGACUGACGUGAAACUCACUCGAGUAUUAGAAAAUAUUUGCUUCUUCAUUUUCAAAUUAAAAGCCAGUUUACAAAAUCAGAAUCAGUGGAGCGAUUCUGCUCCAAAGAUCAGUGACACAUUUAAAAACAGACAGGUUCUAAAACACGUUGAAAACUAAGAUAUAUGAUAGAUGAUAUUUGUGCUAUGAUAAUAACGACGAGAAAAUGUUUGUGAAGAAGAAACAUCAUCGUUUGCCUUAAAACUUAGUUAUGUGCAGUGCUGAUAGUUAAAACUACAAAUUACACUAUUCUGAAAUCUGAUUUUUGACACCUGUGGUUUCGAUUAAUUCACUUUUGGAUUUUAGGUCAGUCGCGGGUGAAUGAACCAACAAUUGUGUAAAUCGUGUUGAAUCUUAUAUACUGGUGGCCAUAACAUACACCUUAAAUUUCUAAAAUAGAAAAAUGUUUGUUGCUUCCCACCUCACAACACCCAAAUACCCACUUCUUUCAGUCCUCCCACCUGAUCACACAGACUGAGUUGUAUAAAAUGGGCGAAGUGUCCCGAGCUUCAUCACAAGGUCAGUUAAACAAAGAGAGUACGAGCUGAGAAAGUGAAGGAGGUGGCGAGGCAGACGUGGCCACAGUGUGUAUAAACAGUAACAUGGAUAUUUAGAUGUAAGCGACAGCGAAACCCGAGCGAAAAUCAUGUUUGAAACGUUUCCUGUUACUCGAGAAUAAGAGGAACCACGAGGGGCGCUUGAUGUUUCCUGAUGGACGUUCGAUUUUUAAAGCUGUUCCACUUGUCGAGCACGCCUCAGGUGUUCAAGUACUCGAAACGCUUCUUAAAAUACUUCUUCUUUUUCUGCUGCAGAGAGCAGACGGAACUUUCAGGCCUUUGGGCGUUUUUAAAAAUUUACUGUAUCUCUAGCUAUGGGUCUUUUUUGUACAUUGAAUGUUGAAAAUGUUAUAUCUUAUAUAGAAUGCAUUAUGUCAUAACAAACCUACUUUUUCUAUACAAUCAAUAAAUCUGAUGUUAAAGAUUG
Molecule: messenger RNA, 7065 nt
Organism: Hippoglossus stenolepis (Pacific halibut)
Lineage: Eukaryota; Metazoa; Chordata; Actinopteri; Pleuronectiformes; Pleuronectidae
Gene: b4galt2
Product: UDP-Gal:betaGlcNAc beta 1,4- galactosyltransferase, polypeptide 2
Exons: 8
Coding region: 1051-2202 (383 amino acids)
Biological process (GO): carbohydrate metabolic process
Molecular function (GO): glycosyltransferase activity
Source: RefSeq, a predicted model, not a curated record